Molecule: messenger RNA, 669 nt
Organism: Meira miltonrushii
Lineage: Eukaryota; Fungi; Basidiomycota; Exobasidiomycetes; Exobasidiales; Brachybasidiaceae
Exons: 1
Coding region: 1-669 (222 amino acids)
Source: RefSeq, a predicted model, not a curated record
AUGGGUAAUACACAAUCAAGCACCAAGGAAGAAUCGGCAGCCAAUGAUGGUCAAAGUGGGGGAGGACAAGAUUCAAUCUCGAGAUUAAGCCGGUUCAAUACAGGUCUAUCAUCUGAUUCAUCUUCUGGCUUUCAAUCUCUCGCGCCCAACGUUUCGCCUCAGCUGAGAAGGCUAAGUACAACAGCAACCGGAAGUGCAGCACAUCAUGAACGUUCAAAUCGAAAAAGAGGCGUUUCACAUGGCGGUACGAAUUUGUUUCCAGCAUCUACAAAUGAUGAAAGCGGCGGUGGAAGUGCGAGUUUGUUGAGAGCUUUCUCUUCCGAUCGUAGAGCAUCUGCAUCGGCCAGUAGUUCUCCCAGAACGUUGGAUAGAGAACAGGCUUGGAUUCGAUCCGCUUUACCUGGUUCAUCAGGGGCGAAAGGGGCUCCGUCUACGUCAUCCAAUCGAAAUCGAUCUCGUUCGGGCAGUAUUGGAAAUCUGUUGAGCGGAGGAUCAAUUCGUAGAAGUUCAGCGCAAACACCUUCUGGUGGUCAAGUAGAAGGAGCGACUGGAACGUUUACGCCAACAGGUGGACGUGGAUCGGAAUUGGUAUUCAGACGAAAGAAGAGUAUCGAGUUGAGCGAUAUGGAUGCAGGAUUAACAUUCAGUGGCGCUGGACAAACUGGGUAA